UGGCGGGACGGGCAGAUAUGGUAUGGCUCCCUUUUUUUCUUCACUUCUCCAGCGAAUCGAAGACCCAUUUACUGACCCGUAUUAGCGGUCGAACUGGCUAAACUGGGGCAUAUCGUGACUCUCUCAGAUAUUUCACAGUCAGAGCUGGAUUAUGCAGCCAAGUUCGCUAGCGACAGUGGUGUGAUUCUUGAAAACAUUGUCCAAGCAGACGCCCGACAUGUGAGAAAUAACGAGAUCCUCUUUCGAAAGGGUCACUAUGACCUUGUCCUUUGCAUGGGGCCAAUGUAUCAUCUUCUCGAAGAAUGUGAGAGGCUAGCAGUGCUGGAAUCGUGCACUUUAAUGGCCAAACCGGAAGGAUUCGUCAUAACCGCAUUCGUCACAAAAUACGCACAUUUGCGAGAUAUUGCUCAAAGGGAUCCCAGACGUCUAUGUGACGAAUCGGACUUUUACGCUCAGUAUCUGUCGACUGGAAAAUACACUCGCAAUCCGAGCAAUAUCGUGUCACACCAUAUCGACGUUGGUGACAUACGAGGGCUUUUUGACAAGCUGCAGCGCAACGGGUUGGCAAAUAUUCGCCUUGAAAGGCUUAUUGGGUGUGAAGGGUUUUUAGGGGUGGCCUGGGAGCAACUAUUAAUCUGAACGACGCAGAGACGUAUGAAGCUUGGGUGGACGUUCUGGCUAGAUAUUCAAUGGACCCCCAUGUUCUUGGUGCCUCAGAUCAUAUUGCCGCAGUUGCCAGGCGUAUUGGGUAGAUGGGCAUGUCUAUGUUAAUAGAAAGUGCUGGCGUUUCAAAAUUGUGUGGUAUAGAUAUACGCGAAAGUUGGCCAUAACGAUUCCCGCUAUCCAGCAUACUGGUCGAAUGAUAGUGACGCUAAGAAUUGCCCUCUAAUCGCUAAUUUGAACCAUGUGAAUCCAUUUGCUGGGCCGUAGGUUGAGCCUAAAGCUUACCCCUGGAACCGCAGCCCAGAUCAAGAUAUUAUCGAUAUAAGCCUUAUUAGUGUGUCCUUUUGUCAGGCAUAUAUACUCUUUCUAGACGAUGAUCCAAAAAAAAAGAAAAGCCUGCAAACCCCUUUCUCCGAUAUGGAUAUAGCAUAUGGCACCGCUCUUUCGACUCAACUCCACAGGCAUGGCUGGUCAGGUCGCCGAGGCUUCCACCGCGAGGAAAGGUGACGGAUAAAGAGGUACACUCACGGCUACAUGUCUCAAGUAGACGAAGCCAACCAAGGAGCACGUUGUAUGCUAGUCCAUCCCAUGCAUAUUGAAUUGUAAAAUCUGUUGUGACAGCAAUCAACAGCCCUUUUUUUUUUUUUUUUUUUAGGUGUGUUUCCUAGCUUAAAUACGUUAGGUCUUGCCUUGGUCCAAUAACAAACUAAUAAUGAGGGGUCCCAGGCAAACUAGGGACUGGUUGAGGUAUAACCACUGGUAACGUAGGCGAAGUGCGUUCAUUAGUUAUUAUUCCAGAACGCCUUCGGCAUCCUAUGGGGUAUAUGGAUUUUGGCCAGAGAGACAAGGAUUUACCUGGUUUCUCUGAGAUAAACAAACCCAACCAUCACAUGCAGGGAAGCGACUCAACAUGGCCCGCAGAUCCCGCCCUGGUACCUGUUUAGUGUGGCUGCCAGCCGUCUCCCCGCAUAUUCGCCCACCUGAAAAUGCUUGGCUCAAGUUGAACCCGCAGAAGACAACAGGAUGUGCAGCACAUUACUGUAGUUCUUCGUAUGCUGAAGAUUGAUGUUGCUCUUUAAAUUUUCGCGAGUCGAAAGUCUUCAUCAUUAAAGGUCUUGAUUAAGUAAGUCACAGUUACGUAAUUGUCACGUGUCAAGUCCGUCCCACGUCACCUGAUAUCAAUUCAUUUCGGCCCAAGCUUUUUGGACAAGGGGGUUGACAGUUGAGAGCUGCAUUCCUUUCGCUUCCAAGGCAGACAGAACAUUCCUCGCCCUUGUUCGCAUCAACUACUUUUUGCUAGAAGCGUAUUACAGGAUCGGCCUCUAAGAUCAGGUUGCCAGGCUAACUCAAUUAGUUUCACUGGCCAACUAACUUAGUUUACAACUCUGAAUUGUGGUUAUUCCUGGCCCCUGGUAGCCGCACCAUCGUGAUGGACUCGCUUGAGCCGUGUCAAACGACCAAUUGUUUCCAAGACAUGUCAACCCUGGCUCUUCUCAGUUCUUUAAAUACACUCUUGGACAAGGUAUCCAAGUUUACCGCCACUUGCCCUUGCUAGCCAUAUGAAUAUUCCUGAGAUGAUGACGAGGACGGUGACCUAUGUGAAUGGCCAAUAAAGAUAGUUUUUACUAUAAAAAUGGCUAUCUAUACCCCGCAAAUGAUACUGCACCAAGCCUUGCAUGUCCUCCUGAACUUGCCUCUUGUCCACAUUUUACCCCAGCUUCUGCACAGGACCCCUGACAAUGAAACCCAACGCAGCCCCAUCAGGCACUUGGUAUUUAUACUUUCUCGGUAUACUGAGAGAAGCAAGAAAGCC
Molecule: messenger RNA, 2476 nt
Organism: Trichophyton rubrum CBS 118892
Lineage: Eukaryota; Fungi; Ascomycota; Eurotiomycetes; Onygenales; Arthrodermataceae
Exons: 1
Coding region: 274-639 (121 amino acids)
Source: RefSeq, a predicted model, not a curated record